This is a messenger RNA of Rangifer tarandus platyrhynchus (Svalbard reindeer), 1074 nucleotides long. Lineage: Eukaryota; Metazoa; Chordata; Mammalia; Artiodactyla; Cervidae. The record is from the annotation of a GenBank genome assembly.
AUGACAGCAAGACUUCUAGGAACACUGCUGACUGUGCUGUUCCUUGGUCUCUUUGGGAUCCUGGAGGCAACAAAAAUAUCAUGCAGAAAUGAAGACGGUGAGGCUGUGGAUUGGUUUACCUUUUAUAAGUUGCCCAAAAGGCAAGAUGAGGAAAGCAGAGAGACUGGGUUAGAGUACCUGUACCUAGACUCUACAACCAGAAGCUGGAGCAGGAGUAAGCAACUAAUGAAUGCCACCAAGAGUGUUUUGGGAAGGACAUUACAACAACUAUAUGCAGCAUCUGCCUCCAAGAAUAACAGCACAGCCUAUCUAAUAUACAAUGAUGGAGUCCCUAAAUCCGUGAAUUACAGCAGAAAAUAUGGACACAGCAAAGGUGUACUUCUGUGGAACAGAGUCCAGGGGUUCUGGUUGAUUCAUUCCAUUCCCCAUUUUCCUCCAGUUCCUGAAGAAGGCUAUGAUUAUCCACCCACAGGGAGACGAAAUGGACAAACUGGCAUCUGCAUAACUUUCAAGUACAACCAGUAUGAAGCAAUAGACUCUCAGCUCUUGGUCUACAACCCAAAUAUUUACAGCUGCUCCAUCCCUGUAACCUUUCACAUGGAACUCAUCCACAUGCCCCAGCUGUGUGCUGGAUCCAGCUCCUCAGAGAUCCCAGGCCGGCACCUGGCCACACUUCAGUCAGCCCAGGGACAAAAAUUCCUCCAUUUUGCAAAGUCUGAUUCUUUUCUUGACGACAUCUUUGCAGCCUGGAUGGCUCAACAGUUGAAGACACACUUGCUAACAGAAACCUGGCAGCGAAAGAGACAAGAGCUUCCUUCAAACUGCUCCCUUCCUCACCAUGUCUACAAUAUCAGAGCAAUUAAGAUAUCUAGACACUCUUAUUUCAGCUCUUAUCAGGAUCAUGCCAAAUGGUGUAUUUCCCACAAGGGCACCAAAAAUCGCUGGACAUGUAUUGGAGACCUAAAUCGGAGUCCAUACCAAGCCUUCAGAAGUGGUGGAUUCAUCUGUACCCAGAAUCAGCACAUUUACCGAGCAUUUCAAGGAUUAGUUUUAUAUUAUGAGAAUUGUAACUAA